Cheilinus undulatus (humphead wrasse) is the source of this 2198-nucleotide messenger RNA. RefSeq names its product transmembrane p24 trafficking protein 9 (gene tmed9). The coding region runs from base 19 to 690 and encodes 223 amino acids. NCBI's taxonomy places the organism in Eukaryota, Metazoa, Chordata, Actinopteri, Labriformes, Labridae. The transcript has 5 exons. Gene Ontology annotation, cellular component: Golgi apparatus; COPII-coated ER to Golgi transport vesicle; endoplasmic reticulum-Golgi intermediate compartment. Gene Ontology annotation, biological process: endoplasmic reticulum to Golgi vesicle-mediated transport; intracellular protein transport; COPI coating of Golgi vesicle. The record is from RefSeq and is a predicted model, not a curated record.
UUCUCUCCCGGUAGGAAGAUGGUGUCAGCCAGGAUGCAGUCGUGUCUGUUGUCAUUUUUGCUUUUGAACGUUUUUUACGGCGUCGUCUCCUCUCUGUACUUUCACAUCGGAGAGACGGAGAAGAAAUGUUUCAUAGAGGAGAUCCCUGACGAGACCAUGAUCAUCGGAAACUACCGGACUCAGCUGUACGACAAACAGAGAGAAGAAUAUCUGCCGGCUACUCAGGGUCUGGGGAUGUUUGUGGAGGUCAGAGACCCCGACGACAAGGUGAUCCUGUCUCGACAGUACGGCUCUGAGGGAAGGUUCACCUUCACCUCACACACACCUGGAGAGCAUCAGAUCUGCCUGCACUCCAACUCCUCCAAGUUCUCCCUGUUUGCUGGAGGCAUGCUGAGGGUUCACCUGGACAUCCAGGUGGGAGAACACGCCAACAACUACGCUGAGAUCGCCGCCAAAGACAAACUGACAGAGCUGCAGCUGAGAGUGAGGCAGCUGGUGGAGCAGGUCGACCAGAUCCAGAAGGAGCAGAACUACCAGAGGUAUCGUGAGGAACGUUUCCGUCAGACCAGCGAAAGCACCAACCAGCGGGUCCUCUGGUGGUCCAUCGUGCAGACGCUGAUCCUUGUGGCCAUCGGAAUCUGGCAGAUGAGACACCUGAAGAGCUUCUUUGAGGCCAAGAAGCUGGUGUAAACCUGUGGGAGUGUGUGUGUUUGAUGGUGUGUGUGUCUGAAUGUGUGAGUGGGUGUGUUUGGUCUCUACUGAGCGAUGCAGUACUGAGCGGCGGCGGUCGCUGCUGUCGGAGGAGAUGUGAUGCAGAGAAAUCCGGCUUGAAACCAUCUUUACUUUCUACUGUUAAUAUCACUGUUAUUUUAUCAGCCCUGUUUGUAUCGAGCCCCUCACUCGCAGUAGACUAUCAGGGAAAUGUGACAUCUCUUAUUUAUUACAAACAUGCAGAACCAUUUCUUCUGUCCAGAUUAUCAGAACCAGUCCACCUUUACCAGACAGACAGAUGGAGCUGUGUGUUUCAUGUGUUUUUUAAUUCAUUUGACCUUUUUCUUCCUUUUUACUCACUGUGAUGAGUCUAUGAUGUGUUACUGGCCACUAGGGAUGUUUUUCAAAGUCAAACAUGAAGAAGCCAUUUGGUAGCGUUUAAUAUUCAAUGGCAGGUAAACUCCAGGAGGAUGCAGAAGUUGUCUAAUAGCUCUUAAAGCCUGUUUCAGUUUCAGACUGUGAGAUUCACCUGCUGUUUGAUAAUUUUCCAGGGAGACUCACAGAUUCUAGAUCUGGCUUUAGGAGACGAGCAGACAUGGAGUACAGUCGGUGUUGUCAGCUGGCUGUCCUGGCGUGGUUCUGUUCAGCAGCGAUAAAUAAAGAAACUAGAAUAAAAAUGAUGAAAUCUUCGCUGAGAUGAUAAAGUCGUGUUUAUUUUCACUGAUGUGAAGUAUGCAACAUCCAGCUGGUGAUGCAGGAACGCUGUCAGAGGCUGCCCAAUCUGGAAUCAUCAGUUGUAUUUAAAAAUAAUAUUCAUAAUGAUCAGAAUAAAGCUACACACUUUAGGAUUAUGUGUUCAAUGAAGCCUAGAGUCAGGCAAAUCUGGUGUUGCAUGAGCCCUAAAUAUAAUCACACAGAAGAAGCCUCUUCAGACGAACAGAGACAGGGAGAGGGUGAAAUUUCAGUCAGACUUUAUUUCCUGAGCGUCGAUCCUUCUCUUCUACUCUCUAACCUGUUCGGGGAAAUUAAACCAUUUGUCUGUUUGUUACUGCGUCUGGAUAAAUCCUCAUUUUCUCUGAGUCCAAACUGAAUGUACCUUUCUGUUCGCCUGAUUCUGGCGUGGUGUGGUUUGCUGGUGGCGGCGUAGAAAAAUGACUCUGAUUCUGACUUUUCUGGUGUGGAUCAUGUUGCUCCUUUCAAACACUGCCAUCCAUCAGCUGAAAAUAACCCCAGUGAACAGGACAGGCAGUUAUUUGUCUUCUAGAGUUUUCCAUCUUCAUCUGUUGAUAUUUCCUUUAUUUUUUAUCUGGUGGUUUGUGUUUGAAGAUAGAUUUUUCGAGUUCAGAAGUGUUUUCCUGGGUUAUGAUUUAAAUUGGUUGGUUUAGACUGGACGAGGGGAUGAAGUGUUUUAUUUUGGAGAGAGUGUGCCCAUGUGAAAUCUGUCUAAAAUUGCACUCAAAAUAAAGUUUUGUCACAUUUGGUUUAAA